GCCGUAUGUAUUAUAAAUUGGUUUAGAGAGGCGCGGGGGAGGCGGCCUCUCGCUCGAUACCGGGCAGUCGUCUGUGGCUCGCGCGGAGGUUCGCGCCUCUCAAAAACUAUCGGGUUACGAAAAAUAAACACCCCCUAUACUGAUGCACCGAAGUUUCCGAAGUUCAAGUGUUAUGUAACAUGCGUGUAGUGUCUAUUUUGUUAUCUGUGGUGAUAUUGGAGUGAUACCGCUGGAACUUAGCGUAGGGGAUUUUGAACAUCGGCCAUUCACACCAAUGAAUGUUUAAAGAUGGCGUAGCGUAAUGGAGGGCGAGUGCACGGAGGAGGGCUGGCUGCUGGUACGAGUGCACGUGCCCGAGCUUAACGUGCAGAAGAGCCUGCAGUUCUCGCGCGACCAGCUCGUGUGGGACGUCAAGCAGCAGUGCCUCGCCGCCUUGCCUAAGGUGGCCACCUGGUAUCGGGAAUUAAAAGAGAGCUUUAACUAUGGUCUGUUCUGCCCGCCGGUCAACGGCAAGGCCGGCAAGUUCCUUGAUGAAGAGCGCCGCCUCGGAGACUACCCCUUCAACGGACCCGUCGGAUACCUUGAGUUGAAAUACAAGAGGCGGGUGUACAAGAUGCUGAAACUGGACGAGAAGACGAUGAAGGCGCUGCACUCGAGGGCGAACCUACGAAGGUUCCUGGAGCACGUGACGCACGGACAGAUAGACAAGAUUACCAAGGCCUGCGCUAAAGGACUCGAUCCUAACUUCCACUGUCAAGACACGGGCGAAACGCCUCUAACAGUGGCAGCCGGCCUAAAGUCUCCCGCCAAAGUAUUAAUAGCCCUUGUAAAUGGUGGAGCCCUUCUCGACUAUCGGACUAAAGACGGCAGCACGGCAAUACAUCGAGCAGUAGAAAAGAACUCCUUAGAAGCAGUCAAAACUUUACUGGAACUUGGUGCAUCACCUAACUACAAAGACGGCAAAGGAUUAACGCCCUUAUAUCUAUCAGUUACGAAUAAAACAGACCCAUUGUUGUGUGAAACGUUACUUCAUGAUCAUGCAACGAUUGGGGCCACUGAUUUGCAAGGAUGGCAGGAAGUGCAUCAGGCGUGUCGAAACGGCUUAGUCCAGCAUCUCGACCACCUCCUCUUCUACGGGGCAGACAUGAACGGAAGGAACGCUUCAGGCAACACCCCGCUACAUGUAUGCGCCGUCAACGCGCAGGACUCUUGCGCGAGACAACUGCUCUUCAGGGGCUGCGAUAAGGAGUCGCUGAACUUCGCUAAUCAGACACCUUACCAGGUUGCAGUAAUAGCCGGAAAUUUAGAAUUAGCGGAGGUGAUAAAAAAUUACAAAUCGGAGGAAGUUGUGCCGUUCCGCGGGCCGCCACGAUACAACCCGAAGAGACGAUCCGCCGCGUGGGGAGGCUGGUGGAACGCUGGAGACCGAUCUUCCUUGGCCUCCUCCACGAGAAUCCCAGCGGAACUGGAUGCCAUAUUGCGAAGGCCGCAAGGGUCAACGAACUCCCCCUGCAGCCUGGAAAGACCAUUUUCCUCCGCCUCUUCAAGUAUUAGCGACGCGUCACAUCCGAGCCACGAAGACGACGCGAGCAUACUAACAGAUAAGAGCGCGGGCGACACCAGCGACAUCAUCUCGGACUCGUCGGGCGUGGGCACCAGCAACUCCGACACCACCACGUGCUCGCUGCAGGCCGCCGCCACCGUGGUGUGCCUCACGCCCUACGAGCCGCCCGCCGCCGCGCAGGCGCACGGACACCUGCGGCUCAAUCAAGGAGACAUCAUCGAAGUGACCGGCGCAACAGACGACGGGUACCUGGAGGGCUCAGUGCGAGGUGGUGCCAGCGGCCUGUUCCCCUCGCACUGCGUGCAAGAGGUGCGGUUGCGACAGAACGCACAUUUACACCAGGUGCUAUCGUCAGGACCAAUCCACCACUCGCGAGUCACCGGCAGACGGGAAAUGGCCCUCAGCAAAACAUACAGUGCUACAGCUCCUAGGAUUAAGAAAUCAUAUGGUAACAUGGAAACUCGAACCGUGGUCCUCCACCGAGCGCGGCGAGGUUUCGGCUUCGUCCUGCGCGGCGCCAAAGCCUCAUCACCCCUCAUGGAGUUACGGCCUUCGGAGCGAUGUCCCGCGCUGCAGUACCUCGACGACGUGGAUGCGGGCGGCGUGGCUGACCGGGCAGGCCUGAAAAAAGGAGACUUUCUUGUUGCGAUCAACGGCGAAGACGUAUCGGCGGCGUCGCACGAGCACGUGGUGGAGCUCAUCCGCAGCUCUGGCGCCCUGGUCUCCAUGACCGUCGUCUCGCUGCAUGGCCACAUGAGUAACGAGAACAACACAUGUACGGUGCCGACGAGUAAAUCACAAAACCAACUGUCGAGCUCCGGCCGCCCCUACGCCGCUACCUUACCGAGAAAAGCCGCUGGCGGUCGGAGUCCUGCGCCCGCGCCGCCACGCCGCGAUCCGCGCACCACACUGAGCGUGGGUCGCGCUAGAGCCAAAUCUAUGGUUGCUGGGCUAGAAAAUGGCGGUGAGAAGGAGGAAAGUUGUGAACCUUUGAGCGUGGCCGGCAAGUCGUCGUCCGCCGAGUCCGUGCAACUACAUGGCGGCAGCAACAGCGGGACGCCGAUGUCCGGCACGCCGGUGGCGCCGCGGACCGCAUCCAUACGCGCGCGGCCGGUGUCCGGCCGCAUCACCGCCGCCGAGCUCGAGGAGCUGUUCCAGCGACAGGCCGAUGUGGAUAACACGAGCAGUAUUGGUGCUAUGAUGACGAGGUCCGCAUUCCAAAGCGGUACCGGACCAUCCCCGCCCUGCUCGCCCGCCAGACCUCCGGGAAAAGUGUACGCUUCUGUGGCAGAGAUGAAAAGGACUAAAGGCAAAUUCUGGAGCAAAUCCACGGGUUCUCUCCGACGCGACUUCCACUCGACGCCCGACCUGGCGGCCGAGCUGGCCGCGCAUCCGCCGAGGACGCGAUCCAGCGAAGAUGUGCAUGGGUCACAACGAGGGCCACCCCCCGCCGAGGCACCUCCCCCGCCGCCCGAUGCGCCCGCGUCCUCGUUCCGGCCCGCGGCAGCCGCCAAGCUGUACGCGUCGCCGCGAGACCUGGCCGCCGUUGCGUACCGCCCCGCUAACAACAACGAGCACACGGUGCGCAAGGCGGGCCCGCUGCGCUCGUGGUCGGGGCCGGCGCGCGCGCACUCGGCGGACGACGCGUCGCACCAGUACGCGCAGCCCAUCAACUUGCACAAGGGAUUCGUGCGACAGAACUCGACGCCAGCGCCCCCUAUCCCGGAGCCCGACUACAGCAUGUCGGAGUCGGACGACGACGCGGCGCCCAAGCCCAAGAGCGAGCCUGCGCCCGUCGCCGAGACCAGCGCCAACAGUAACACCAGCGGCAGCAGCACCGGUUCGAGUUCAAUGCAGCAUUCAUUCUCCGUGGACGAGAUCCAAAAGAUCCGAACGCGGCUCAAAUCAUCCAAAUCCUGCGGCGACGAACUGGGCGGAGUCGAACGAGACGACGGCGACAACUCGUCAUCUGGAGUCUCCUCAGACCAAGAAGCCCAAGCGAGACCACCCAGACGAGACAAGGUCUCCUUCUGUGCUUCUGUAACAGUCAAGUCCUCAAACGACGUCAUCAGCACGGAACCAGUACAUAGUUCUUCGGAAAGCUUAGCAACUCCCCCACCGCCGAUGCAACGACACAAUUCCCUAACCCGGAAAAGGGCGACUGCAGCGCUUUUGAGAGGGAGCGUCGGAGGCGCUAGAGGUAGAUCGGCCGCGGAAAGACUAGGUGUAGAUAUUGAUAAGGCUCCCGGAAGGCGAGGCAGGGCGGCCGUGUCGCUCGCCGAGCUUCCCCCGCCUCCUGAAGAACCCGCUCCUUUGCCCGGGGAUGGAACCGCUCCCGUCUUAGCCCCACCUCCUCAAUUCAGCGACCGCGUGAGAGUGGUUGCCGCUCUGCCCAAACUAGCCCACCUGCAAUGAGCUGGCAACCCUGAAUCGUCCGGAAACUCCGAUACGAUGAUUACACCCUCCGAACUUCCUUCUUAGGCCAUUUUAUAGUACCAUUGUGGGUAUUAUGUACUAAUUUUUUACUGGAUCUCGCUCUCGAUAGUAAAGAUGCCUUUCUUCUAGGGGUUUACUUCGCAAACUAUCUUCGCAAAAUUUGCAAGGAUGACAAGAGACAGAUGUUUUGAUAGCUCUGGUAGAAAAAUUACUUAGGCGAAGGGUUACUUUGAAUAUUUUUCUACCAGAACUAUAAAGAAUUAUACAUCUAAUUGGUGGGUUAAACGCACAUUCCUUACAAUGAAUCUCUCACAUCCCUUGUGGAAAGGCAACCUAAGGAUAACUGUCCAUCAGAGUAUGUGAAGGAGAUAAGCCCUGAGAAACAUUCAAUAAAAAGCUGUUUAGAGAAAAUUAGUCUUAUUGGUUGAUCUUUUUCUCUUAGUCCAUUGCGUAUUUUCCUAGCAUCUCUGAUGGCAGUAAUCUCAUGGUAUCUAUUGCAUUUUAUCGAUCAUGAAAUACUAUGUAACGAAAGCAAAUAAAUCAUUAAUUAAAUUUCAUCACAUUGUAGAAGUAAGAGGUGUGAUUGUAAUAUGUUAUGAAAGUUGGCAUAGAAGAUUAGGGUACUAAAAAUGUGUAUAUUAUAUAUCCCGGGUAUAAAAUUAGUAUGAAAUGUCUAUGUAACGGUGCACCUUAGUAGACCAAAUGACCAGAAAUUGGCUUUAAGUUUAAUAUGAAAUCAACAUUCCAGAUUUAGAAAUUAAUGUGUGUAACAUAAAGUAACUAUUGAUUUAUGUGUAAUCGACUGCAUACUAUCGGAUAAUUCGGGCGAUGUUUAUAAAUAGAACUGAUAGGUAGUACUUACCAUUCAUAGACGAAAUAGAUACCUUCAAAUCAAGCUCACUUGAAGUCUAGUGCCAAAUUUAAAACACUAAGGCUGAGAUCUAUACUGCGUACUUUGACUUUUAAAACGAGACAGAAGUAUGUCUUUUACAUAAAUCUGUCUCGUUUCAGCUCUUAAGUCAGCAGCCAAAGUAGGUAAGUAGCAUAUGCUUUAUAGAUCUCUUCCUAAGACCUGAAUUGUCGCAUCAAAGCUUGGACUGAAUAGGCGCCGUCACUUAGCGGCUGCUAUAUAUACUCGUAGAUAAAUGACGUCGCUAAAAAUAACAUGGUUUCUUAAAAAGUGUUUUUUGACGUCGUUACGUCGUUGUCAAAGAAUGUUUUAUCUCUUGUUUCCGUCAAAUUGCGGCCGUUAUGUGACGACACCGAUAUAGUAGGAUAAUAGAGCCUAGAGCUUUACUGUGUCAAUAGGGCACUCGUAAACAAUUGUCUCGUAAACAAUUGUUUACGAGUAAAUACAAUUUUCACGACAUCUGUAUAUCUAAAUAAUUCUGGAUGUAAAUUAUUCGAUGCACCGAUAUAGAAUUUAUCCUGUGAGCUAUAUUUGACGGACGUUGAUAUUAACUUAUGAGCCGUAGUAUAAAUUUUCACUUUUCGGACACUCGCGUAGGGUAAGCGUGAAUUGUGACACACAGUUCAUUUGCGGAAGAGAAAGCGUGAAAUAUAAACUUUUGUAAUCAAAUGACUAAAUGAAACCAAAGAUUUAUAGUAUUUAUUGUUGAGGAGUUAACAUUGAUAUAGUUGAAGCUAAUUUUUAUACAUUCCCUUAUUAACUAUAGUAUUAUGAUUAUAUAUUAUAAUUAAUAUUCAAUAUUUAUGUCCUCUGAAACUAAUCAAUUGGAUAUAUACGGGGUUACCGAAAAAUAUAAUGCUUGGAUUUCGCUGUAUGCAACAUUCGCCAUUUCUGCAUACCAUAAAACAAACAAAACUUUUCUUUGCACGAUUAAAUCUCUUGACAACUACCCGCACUUUUUAUAAAAAGGGAAGCAACGCCAUCUUUUCAAGAGUUUACAAUAAUAUAAUUGAUACCUACCUAUAAGAAUAUUUCGCGCGAAAUCCUGGCUUUUUCGAUGAUUCUAUAGGAAAUAUAUUAUAAUAUAGUUUUAUGUUAAUCUCUCUGAUGUGUCAAACUAAUUUCCACUGUUGCUAGAGAUGUACUUAUUUUCAAAUUCUAUUUUAUCCCCCUACCUUUUAAAACGCAACCAAGUGCCAUCGUGUCUAUGAUUUUAUAAUAUUUUUUAUAUACAUAAUAAUAUAAUAUUAUAUUUUGUAAAUAGUUUUACGAGAGCUAUUUGAAACUGUUAAAAAGAGUGGACUAUGUAUAUACAAAAAAUAUAUCCGGCCAGCAAAAACGAUAUAUUAUUACGAUAUUAUGAUAAAAUAUAUGGUUAUAAUCGAAGUAUAUUAUAUGUUUUAAAAGGAAAGUUGAUUUAUUAAUUUGUUUCAUUCGUCCAUGAAUAUCGAGAGGUCCACUCUUUUGACGCUAUAUAUUGAAAAUCAUGCACCUCAUACCUACGAGGUGCAAGCCGGCAACUUGAAUGUGUUCUCACUAAACUUAGUGCUCAUUCAAUGCUUUAGUGCGUCAUCCGUUCCAUUAUAGUGUAUAUUUAUAAAUUAGUUCUUUUCUAUCGUAGCCUGAUUUCAAACAGCCAUUGGGUGAAUGAAGGAUUCUAUCAAAGACUGUAGGUACCUACUUACAUUUUACGUACGAGGAUGUAAAGAAAACGUUAAAUCUAUUUUCUGACCAUCUCGGCGCCACUUUAUUAACGUUUAUUGCUAAUGAAAAAGUAUCCAAAUAGCUGUGUGAAAUCAUGUUACAAGAUCGGAAGAAAUCUUACGAAUUUUAACACCAAUAUUAAAUUUUUUGUACUCCAGUUAUUUGCAUCUUGCGUAGGUUUAGAAAGCGUGCUGCGAAAUCGAAAUACUGAGAAAUGGACGUGUUGAGUCAAUUUUCUUCUUGAAAGUUUACAAAACUGUCCUUUGGCGUGGGAUGAGCAUCCUCGCCAUAAAAUUUUAUUUCCAAUAGCCUAAAAAUCUGUAGACUUUGGUAGCUUUAAUGAAUAGAAUCGCCGACUAAUGACUUUAACGGAAAUCUUAUUGGUGUGAUCGGUAUAAAAUGGAGUUGUUAUCGCGCGCAGCUAGGUUUUCUUAGUUAAGAGCAAACACUGCCUAUCGGCCACUGAAAUGCAGCCUAAAACGCAGCUAUUGUAAUCUAGCGCUUAUUUCAAAGAGCUAAAGUCCAUUUCGAAGGCCUGGAUGUAUUGCAAUCGAAACGUCGACUCGGUGGCGAUAGAAUUUAGGAAUUGCCUCUGGAUGGAAUUAUCGUUUAGAUACAUAAUAUUCUAGAUGAGUACACACAAGGUUGGGUGGAUUUUACCUAUUCAUUUUUUAACUUCACUUUUUGAUAACUCUUAUACAGUAUUUAAGGUUUAGCGAGGAAUUAGACAUAAGACUGCGGUUGAAUGGUUUAAAAUUUUUGUAACUUUCAUAGACUUAACGUGAGAAUUGACAUCUAGGGUAACUUAGACGACGUAGACGCUCCAUCCUCGUGUGUACUCACUACUCAGGGUAAUGUUAGCCAAAUUCUAGCUAAUUACUAACUAGCUCGAGUCGAGUCUCUUAGCGGGUUGCCGUAGAGCCCAUAUAUUAGCACAAUCAAAUAAUUUCUAUUAAUUAUUAUUAUUAUCGAUGUAUUAUUAUGAGUUUACUCUUCUUGUCAUUAAUUUAAGUUGUAUAAAUGUAUUGUCUACUUAAGGCAUAGAUAGGUAGUGGUAAUUAUAUUAGGGCAAUAUGAUGAUUCUAGAAUAACCAAGUGGAAAAGUCGAAGGGAACGUCUUGGCAUAACGCUAAGUUUUUACUUCAGGAGUCGAAUUGAAUUCUUA
Molecule: messenger RNA, 7779 nt
Organism: Maniola jurtina (meadow brown)
Lineage: Eukaryota; Metazoa; Arthropoda; Insecta; Lepidoptera; Nymphalidae
Gene: Prosap
Product: SH3 and multiple ankyrin repeat domains protein 3
Exons: 25
Coding region: 302-3979 (1225 amino acids)
Cellular component (GO): dendritic spine; postsynaptic density; postsynaptic membrane
Molecular function (GO): ionotropic glutamate receptor binding; synaptic receptor adaptor activity
Source: RefSeq, a predicted model, not a curated record